Molecule: messenger RNA, 1344 nt
Organism: Triticum aestivum (bread wheat)
Lineage: Eukaryota; Viridiplantae; Streptophyta; Magnoliopsida; Poales; Poaceae
Product: cytosolic sulfotransferase 5-like
Exons: 1
Coding region: 176-1207 (343 amino acids)
Molecular function (GO): sulfotransferase activity
Source: RefSeq, a predicted model, not a curated record
AUGAGGCAUCCCAACACGGUAGAAGGAGUUCCGCCUAUCGAAGUUGAGAGGGCCAAUUUGAAAAAAAGAAAAAGUUGAGAGGGACAGAGAGGGAAACAUCUGGGCAUUCUCGUUGCAGAAAGUAGAGCGCUGUACAAACGGGCCUUCACGAACCAAGAGACAUCUAUCAAAUUUCAUGGCGUCCUCUCCACAAUCCUCCUCCUCUGCACCCAAAGCCGACGACAAGGCAGCGUCCCACAAAGAAAUCUACGACCAGCUACUAGAGGUCGUGUCCACCUACCCGACGGCGCCUAGCGGCAUCGGCCGCCCGUACACCCACCACCCAGACGGCUGGUACGCGUUCACGCCGGCCGUCGUGAACGCCAUGGUCAUCAAGCGGCACCUCAAGGCGUGCGACACCGACGUCUUCCUCUCCACCUUUCCGAAGUCCGGCACCACCUGGCUCAAGGCGCUCCUGUUUGCGACCCUCCGCCGCACCGCGGACGGGCCAGCGAUCGCGGCGCUCGCAGCCCACAGCCCCCACCAGCUCAUCCCUUUCCUCGAGGUCCAGGUUUUCAGCAACGGCCGGAUCCCAGACCUGAGCUCCCUCCCUGCGCCGCGGCUCCUGAUGACGCACAUCCCGUCCCGGUCGCUGCCGGAGUCCGUGGCCGCCUCCGGCUGCAAGGUGGUGUACCUGUGCCGGGACCCCAAGGACUGCUUCGUGUCGCUCUGGCACUUCUGGAACCGGUUCGCGCCGUCGCCGUGGGACCUCGGUGAGGCGCUCCAGCAGUUCUGCGACGGCGUCUCCCUGUUCGGGCCUUUCUGGGAGCACGUGCUGGGCUACUGGCGCUGGCAUGUGGAGAGGCCGGAGCAGGUUCUAUUCCUGACCUACGAGGAGCUCGCCGCCGACACCCUCGGCCAGCUGAAGCGGCUCGCUGCGUUUCUCGGGCGCCCGUUCACGUCAGAGGAGCGGGAAGCCAGGGUAGACAGGGAGAUCGUGGAGGCAUGCGCCAUGGAGAGCCUGGCGGGACUGGAGGUGAACCGCUCCGGGAAGACGGACAUGACCGAGUCUUCAGUGGCGAACAACAUAUUCUUCCGGCGCGGCGUCGUUGGCGACUGGAAGAACCACCUGACGCCGGAGAUGGCUAGAAGGAUCGAUGAGAUCACCGAUAGCAAGUUCAGAGGAUCGGGGUUGGCGUUGACGCCGGCAACCGCAGAUCAGAACUAGUGGGUUCAUGAUGGCAGAUGCUAUAUAAAUAAGGACGACUUGCGCAACAUUUUUAUAAAAUAUUGUACUAUUAAUGUCAGGCAUGAUAACUUGAUCAGCAAACAUGCGAAGGGAAAUAACAGAAGUGUUACCAUACA